Messenger RNA from Uloborus diversus, 577 nucleotides. RefSeq lists its product as uncharacterized. Bases 53 to 418 code for a protein of 121 amino acids. The transcript is spliced from 4 exons. The record is from RefSeq and is a predicted model, not a curated record. NCBI's taxonomy places the organism in Eukaryota, Metazoa, Arthropoda, Arachnida, Araneae, Uloboridae.
GAUAUAUAAAAUCAAAACGUACUCCUCGUUCGUUCAAUGCAUUCCGUUAAAUAUGCUCAGUAUAAUAUUUUCAUUUGCGAUAGCAAUUUGUUCUAUUUCUAAAGUGACCAAUGCUUUCAAAACUUGUCAAGAUUCAGAUGACUGUGAAUCGGAUGAAUGCUGCAUUAAAUGGGGGAUCUUUAGGAAUGUACCCAAUUCUUGCCGGAAACUUCUUGAAGAAGGUGAAACAUGCAUUGACCCUGAAAACCGGUUCCAGUUUCGAGAUGGGAGCUACUUUUAUAAAUGCCCUUGCAAAACCAAUUUAAAAUGUGUCGAUGGACAAACAAUACAUUUUCCACGUCUUGGUCCUGUAGCUUAUGGCAAUAAAUGUGUAUCUGAAGAAUCUGAAAACGAUGCUGAUGAAUCAUCAAAGAAAUAGAUAUUGAACUUUUUUGAAGAAGAAGAAGAAUCCCUUUAAACGAGUUCUUUUUAACUAAAGAAUAAAAAAUAUGCUAAUUAUCAGUUAAGAGAAUAAAACUGUUAACCAAUUAGGAACUCCUACUUUUGCUUUAACAAUCUAACUACCAACACUUAAUUA